AAAUCAUUUAAUUAUUUACAAUGAACGUUUUACUGCGCUGAUUUAAGAUUAUCUGAAAUUUUUUUUUUUUUUUUCUCUCUUUUUUACCUAAAAAUGGCGAGAAAAAAGAGAAGAACUCAUGUUAAGGUUGAUGAAACUGUCACAAAUAGUCCUGACUCUCCAAAAUUACCAAAAAGUUUUGUAUUCAAAUCUGGUCAUGUAGGAAAAUCUGUUGAAGCUUUAGUUAGAGACAUGAGAAGAGUUAUGGAACCUCAUACUGCAACAAAAUUAAAAGAAAGAAAAUCAAAUCGAUUAAAAGAUUUUGUAGCCAUAGCAGGUCAAUUUGGUGUAACUCAAUUUUUAAUAUUUACACGAACGGAUAAUGGAACUAAUUUUAGAUUAACGAGAACUCCAAGAGGUCCAACUUUAUGUUUUAGAGUGUUAAAAUAUUCUUUAAUUAGAGAUGUUUUAGCUUCUCAAAUUGAUCCAAAAAGUUUUAUUUCCGAAUUUCAUACUCCUCCAUUGCUUGUAUUAAAUAAUUUUGAUGGUGAUGAAAAUCAUUUGAAAUUAAUGAUAACUAUGUUUCAAUCCAUGUUUCCUUCUAUAAAUGUUAACAAGAUUCAAUUAUCAGAUGCUCGUAGAGUUGUAUUAUUUAACUAUAAUCCUGAUACGAAAAUAAUAGAUUUUAGACAUUAUAGUAUAGGAGUAAAACCAAUAGGAAUUAGUAAAAGUGUACGAAAAGUAAUAAAUUCUAAUGUACCAGAUUUACAUGAAUAUCGUGAUAUUAGUGAAUUUGUAUUAAGAGAAGGUCAUAUAUCAGAAAGUGAAGCUGAAAGUGGAGUUGAAGCUACAGUAACGUUGGCACAAGAUUUUGUUGGUAAAAUCAACAAAAAGUCUGAUCAACGUGCUAUUAAAUUAACUGAAAUUGGUCCAAGAAUGGAAUUACAAUUAGUUAAAAUUCAAAGUGGUUUAUGUGAUGGAGAAAUUUUAUUUCAUGAAUUCAUUAAGAAAACACCCGCAGAAAUAAAAAGUAUUGAGCGCGAAAGACAAAAAAAGAAGCAAGAAACUGCUUUAAGACGAAAAGAACAAGAAAAAAAUGUUGAGAGAAAGAAAGCCGAAAAAGAAGCUCAUAGGUUAGCUACGAGUGGUCGUACUAUAUCGGAAAGUAAAGAUGAGGAAGAAGAUGAUGAUGAGGAUGAAAGUGACGAGGAAGGUGAUGAUGAUGAUGAAGUAGAUGAAAAAGAAGAUAAUGAUGAUGAUGAUGAUGAAAGUGAUGAGGAUGAUGAGGAUGAUGAAGACGAAGUAGAUGAGAAAGAUGAGGAGGAGGAUGAGCAACAACAAUCUUCUGCAGAUGAAAUGGAUGUUGAUCCAAAAUACAUUGGCUCACCCUGAAAAUUGGCUAUUGGUCAAUAAAAAAACUAGAUCCAAGUAAAAUUAACUUGUGCGACCCAUUUAUCUUAGAAUUUUAAAUUGUGUUGAUUUGCCCUUUAUUUAAUUAAUAAAUUAAGAUUGUAGGUGUAUUACCCCGUAUAAGCUUUAAAAUAUAAAAAAUUGAUAAUACAGUAUAUAUAAAAUCCUAGCGUAAGUUUAUAUUAAGUGUAAUAGUUUUGCAUUUCCAUAAAUUUUUUACAACAAG
Molecule: messenger RNA, 1615 nt
Organism: Rhizophagus irregularis DAOM 181602=DAOM 197198
Lineage: Eukaryota; Fungi; Glomeromycota; Glomeromycetes; Glomerales; Glomeraceae
Source: RefSeq, a predicted model, not a curated record